Porites evermanni is the source of this 1904-nucleotide messenger RNA. The record is from the annotation of a GenBank genome assembly. NCBI's taxonomy places the organism in Eukaryota, Metazoa, Cnidaria, Anthozoa, Scleractinia, Poritidae.
AUGCCCAUUUUGUGGAAGGACAAGGAAAAACUUUCAAGUUUGUUUUUUUGUCUCCCGAAAAUGGAUGAGGAAGAGAUUGACUUCAAAGUUGAAGCAGAAGCUGUGAUAGAUGACAUUGGUUUCACCGUCAAAUCGAUCAGCGUUUCAAGGAAGCUUCCCUCUUCUCGCGAGUGUGUUUACUUGAAUGUGCUGACUAAGGAAUGUAAAAGCCUGUGCAUUGAACUUAGUGUCUUAGGAUUUCGGGCAAGUUAUGUUUUUUUUUCUCCAUGCCUUAGUUAUUCAUCGCUCUGUGCUAUAAUGAACAAUGAGUUUGAAAUUAUGAAUAUAUGAAAGUGAGUUGUUUGCGAUAAAGUGAGUCGCAAAAACAAAACCCGGCGGUAAUUUCACCUCACGUACGACUCGUUAUUAUAAUUUUUCUACUGAAAAGCCGCUUUCACCGCUGCAAUAGAUAAAUAAAUAAAUACUAUUACUGCAUUAAAGCUUUCACUUAUUUUGCAAGACUACAUGCAGGAAAACGAUCUUCUACAGCUACCACCACAGAAUUGAACAAAGUAGUAUGGACAUUCCAAGGCAAUUUUAUUUCAACGACGUUAAUAUGUUUGUUGUUUUGUAUAUAUAAUAUAAUAUAAUAAUAACUUUAGGCCACACNCAUUGGUUUCACCGUCAAAUCGAUCAGCGUUUCAAGGAAGCUUCCCUCUUCUCGCGAGUGUGUUUACUUGAAUGUGCUGACUAAGGAAUGUAAAAGCCUGUGCAUUGAACUUAGUGUCUUAGGAUUUCGGGCAAGUUAUGUUUUUUUUUCUCCAUGCCUUAGUUAUUCAUCGCUCUGUGCUAUAAUGAACAAUGAGUUUGAAAUUAUGAAUAUAUGAAAGUGAGUUGUUUGCGAUAAAGUGAGUCGCAAAAACAAAACCCGGCGGUAAUUUCACCUCACGUACGACUCGUUAUUAUAAUUUUUCUACUGAAAAGCCGCUUUCACCGCUGCAAUAGAUAAAUAAAUAAAUACUAUUACUGCAUUAAAGCUUUCACUUAUUUUGCAAGACUACAUGCAGGAAAACGAUCUUCUACAGCUACCACCACAGAAUUGAACAAAGUAGUAUGGACAUUCCAAGGCAAUUUUAUUUCAACGACGUUAAUAUGUUUGUUGUUUUGUAUAUAUAAUAUAAUAUAAUAAUAACUUUAGGCCACACCUUCAAAAUUUCUUUUCCAGCAAUAAUAAUAAUACACUGAUUUAUCCUGUCCUUGUACUCCCUGCAUUAAGACCUAAAAAUCAAUAUUGUUUGUAUUUGUUACAGGUCAAAAUUAAAUUCAGGUUAAAUUUUCUUGCAGUACUCCCUCCCCCCACCCUAUACAAAGUUGAAAAUUAAAAAAAGUUAAAAAGGUAAAAAUUCUGCAUGCGUCAAAUGUUGUUUGUGGGGUGAGGGGAGGGGUUGGCCCUUUGUGAAUUGGAAGCAACCCAGAAAUGCAAAAGUGCCCGAAGACUUUUGUCCAUGAUUGUAGUUUGAUUUUUGUAAUUUCCUUUGUCUCCUAGCUCUAAAUUAUUUAUGAAUUAUGGUCAGAAUCAAAGACAAAAGAAGUUGAGAAUCAACAUAGGUUAAAAAAUUUUGACCUGAAUUUCAUGUUUACCUGUAACAUGUUCAAUGUUGUCAUUUAAUGCUUAUUUGAAAAAUUAUUCAACAUUUUAGGUUGUUGGUGAUAACUUUGAUGAGAAUCAGGAAGCAAAGGCAUCUAAGUAUUUUGAGACAAUGUAUGCUUUAUUAGAUUCAGUUAGUCCUGGAUAUUCUCAAUCAUUUGGAGAAGCUCUUAUAAAGAAACUCUCUUCACUCCAACCUGAUGGAGCUGUUGAUGAUGAUCAAGCUAACUGUGAUAUCCCUGAUGAGAAGACUGAAGAUGUUACAACUGCGUCUUGA